Molecule: messenger RNA, 1851 nt
Organism: Dermatophagoides farinae (American house dust mite)
Lineage: Eukaryota; Metazoa; Arthropoda; Arachnida; Sarcoptiformes; Pyroglyphidae
Product: alpha-amylase
Biological process (GO): carbohydrate metabolic process
Molecular function (GO): cation binding; alpha-amylase activity
Source: RefSeq, a predicted model, not a curated record
UGAGAUUAUCUGUUCAAUGUUUUUUAUAAUUGGUUCAAUUUGAUUUCAAACACGUCGUUUUAUUAUUUGCUGUCAAUCUAUAUUUAAUGCAAUCGUUUUUUUUUUUCACUUUUAUUCGUACAUCCUAUCAUGUUGCCAAAAUUUUUUUUCAUAUUGAUAACUGUAUUGACGUUGCUUGUUAGUUUAUUUGUCAAUGGCGACAGUAAAUUCAGUAAUCCACAUUUUAUUGGUAAUCGUAGUGUUAUAACACAUUUAAUGGAAUGGAAAUAUGAUGAUAUUGGUGAUGAAUGUGAACGUUUUCUUGGUCCAUAUGGUUAUGGUGGUGUACAAGUUUCACCGGUAAAUGAACAUGCCAUUAUGGAUGGCCGACCUUGGUAUGAACGGUAUCAACCAGUUAGUUAUGAUAUACACACACGUAGUGGUGAUGAACAACAAUUUCGUCGUAUGGUACAACGUUGUAAUAAAGCCGGUGUCCGUAUAUAUGUUGAUAUUGUAUUAAAUCACAUGACCGGUGGUCAAUCAGGCCUAGGAACAAAUGGACAUCAUUAUGAUGGUGUAGCUAUGCAAUAUCCUGGAGUACCGUUUGGACCAAAUGAUUUUCACGGACACGAAACAUGUCCAACAAAUGAUUUAGAAAUUCACAAUUAUUCCAAUCGAAUUGAGGCUCGAAAUUGCCGUUUGGUGGGUUUGCGAGAUUUGAAACAACAAUCUGAAUAUGUUAAACAGAAACAAGUCGAUUUUCUCAAUCAUUUGAUUGAUAUUGGCGUUGCUGGAUUUCGUUCGGAUGCUUCCACGCAUCAAUGGCCCGAUGAUCUCCGAUCCAUUUAUUCUCGACUACAUAAUUUAAACAAUGAAUUUUUUACAGAAAAUUCUCACCCAUUUAUUUAUCACGAGACUAUUUAUUAUGGUGGCAAUGGAAUUAAUUCAAAUGAAUACACAUCGUUGGGACGCAUCAUCGAAUUUCGUUUCUAUAAAGAGAUUACUAACGUUUUUCGCAAUAACAAUCAGUUAAGAUGGUUACGAAAUUUCGGUACAGAAUGGGGAUUGGUUCCCAGUGGAGAUGCAUUGGUUAUGAUUGAUAGCCAUGAUUUACGUGUUGGUCACACUGGACAAUUGGGUUUCAACAUAAAUUGUUUUGAAGCACGAUUGUUGAAAGCGGCUACAGCAUUCAUGCUUGCAUGGAAUUAUGGCAUCCCAAGAGUGAUGAGCAGUUAUUUCUGGGAUCAGAUUAUAAGAGACGGAAAAGAUGUCAACGAUUGGGUUGGUCCUCCUACCGAUCAACAUGGUAAUAUUCUUUCGGUCCAUCCAAAUCCGGAUAUGACUUGUAAUCAUGAAUGGAUAUGUGAACAUCGUUGGCGUGAAAUAUACAAUAUGGUUAAAUUUAAAUUGAUUGCUGGUCAAGAACCUGUAAAUAAUUGGUGGGAUAAUGGUGAUAAUCAAAUAGCAUUUAGUCGUGGUAAUCGUGCAUUUAUUGCCAUUAAUUUACAAAAAAAUGGCAAUGAUCAUGAUAAAAAUCUUCAAAAACGAUUACAGACCGGCUUGCCGCCUGGAAUCUAUUGUGAUAUAAUAAGUGGCAAUCUUAUCAAUAAUAGAUGUAUGGGUAAAUCUAUUCAAGUUGAUAAGAAUGGCCUAUCCGAUAUCUAUGUUGGCCACGAUGAAUUUGAUGCAUUUGUUGCCUAUCACAUUGGUGCUCGUGUGGAAUCUUAAUUUCCCAAGAGGAUUUUUUUUCCCCACUUAUUCAAGAAUUUUGUCAUAUUCGUCUCACUCAUCAUCGUCUUUUUUUGGCAAGUUAAAUGAAUGGAAUGACUUAUGGUAUUUUAUGGUAUGACAAAAUACACAUGAGAAUUGAAA